GCUGUUUUCUGACGGUUGUGUCUUUUCUGAAAGCAGCGUCUCAUUGAAAUGGAGGACGAAGUUGCAAGACGAGCAGCGGAACAACAACUGGCAGAUACCAUCGCACCGACAUCCACACAAUUAGUCCAACUUGUCAAUAAUGUUAUUCGGUUUAUGAAUGUUGGAGGAUUACCGACAUACAGAUCAUUUGCAAAAAGGUUGGAUGAUGAGUGCGAGAAGGCCGCAGCUCUUCUGCAGGAUGCACCAAAAUCUCAUCCUUCUGUGCAAGCCCUAGAAGCAGCCCUAUCUCUUGCUCAUAACAUAGUCCCAGUGUUGAAAGAACGUGCUAACCACUGGGAGGAAUUUAUGAAAAUAAAAAUGGAAACGCAACUUGAACUGAACAAUUUUCUGAAGCCACUCAAGGAAGUGUUGUCAAAACCAAGAAGAUCUAUCAAUGACGUUAAAAAAGACUUCGAUGUAAUUUCAGGGGAAAGAACAAAGACGAGUACUAUUUACGACAAAGUUCGUAAACUUCAACAGCUAUUUAAUUUUCUCGGUCCUCCUACCGUCUAUGAGGACGUUCAAUUCAUCGACGUUGUACAACAAAUGGAGAAGGAGUAUGAUGAAGCAUUGAAUGAGAUGUCAGCUGAAAUCGAGGACGAGAAUCUGCUCUGUAAGGCAGUAGCUCACUUCAGUAUCCAGAUAAAUUCCAUCUUUGAUCAGCUAUACAAAGAGCGCAGCCAGGAGAAUAUUAAGAAUAUCGAACAGUUCCAACUUCCGGCACUCCGAGCAGAACUAGCGAUGUCGAAGGGGAAAUACGAAGAGGCUAACCAUGCUCGCAAGCAUGUGGACCCAGACUCCUCUCGCAUCACUCUCCUAGAAGAUCGUUUGAAGACUCUUGACUCGAUGCUAGACCAUGCCAAGGACGUCGAAGAUGCAAGUGCUGCCUUUUCAACAACAGCUCAACAGCUUACUCAAGAAAAUUUUUCUCGAGUGAAGGUAUGUUCUUUCGCUUUCAAGUCCCUUGAUGAUGAUCCUCCUCAAAAUUCAUGUAAUGAACCACCCACAAGGAUGAAUGACAGAGCCCCCAUAUCAACUAGAAAACGUCGUCCUGUGAACCGAGUAACUAAAGCAAAUCAGGACCAGGGCUUAUGCAAUACGAAUACCAUCCCGGAGAUUCCUUUGAGUCAAAUCGACGGCAAUCUGGAUGGCACGCUGCUGGGCGAAGGAACAUUCGGUCGAGUAGUCAAAUGUCGAUACUUCGAUAAUUGUGACUUACAAUGGAAAGAGGUCGCCAUCAAGUACGCAAAUCCUGCUUAUCGCAAUGUCUUAGUUCGAGAAGCGAAGAUUUUUUAUACCUAUUUGAACCACAAAAACUGCAUAAAAUUCUUCGGGCUCUACAACUGUCCUCUGAAUGGUACGGGCAUAGUUAUGGAAUUGAUGGAUUGCAGUCUUGCAUGGCUUGUUUCGAACCACUCUAUCAAAUACGAAAUUGAUCACGCUAUUUCUUGGCUUUAUCAGUUGUCAGAUGCAAUGAGUUUUUUUCACAGUAAGGAGCAAGUUCAUAGAGAUUUGAAGCUACAAAAUCUUCUUCUUUGCAAUGGUUAUCACAUCCUGAAGGUCUGUGAUUUUGGUACUUACACUACUUUGCAUGAAUCAAUGACGAUGGAAAAGGGAACACUUAUUACAAUGGCUCCUGAAGUUAUUCGAGCUUCCAAAUACUACGAUGAAAAGUGUGACAUUUACAGUUUUGGCAUCAUCAUGUGGCAAAUUAUCGCUAGGCGGCUUUCUCCGUAUCAACAGGAACGUUAUUAUGUGAUUUUAAAUGUGGCGGAAAACAUACUGCGACCACCGGAACUUUCUUGUGAUCCUCUGCUUUCACGAUUUUACAAAGCGUGCUGGGAUGGCGACCCAGAUGUGCGUCCCAACAGUGAGCAAGUGAAGCAGUAUUUUGCCAUCUUGAAAAAAGCUUUUCCAAAUGACAACCGUGAUCUCAUUGGUACCAACGCAAACGGGCAUGCGGUUAUUUCCCAGCUAAAAUUGGCUACUCCGUUCACACCGCAACAUCGACGAGCUCGAUCAGAUCCCUUCAUCAGUUAUAAUCGACGCUCGUCUCUUCUAUGUGCAGAUUUGGCUUCAGCCGGUAGCAUGGAGGAUGUAUGCCCAAAUCCAGAGAACACUGGUGUUGGUGAUAUAGAACAGGCCCAAAAUGAGAAUGUAGAACAUGAUCUUCCUCCCGGGUUUAUGCGACCAUAUCUGCGAUCUCUUGGCCGAAGAAGGAAUCCAUGGAAUCCACAAGAUCCUUUCCUUCCCAAUCCACUCCUCUUUGUGCAGCGGCUGUUUCCUAACUUGGAGGGCGCGAUUACACGGUACACGAUUGCUAUGCAUAUAUCGUCUGUCCCCCACAAUCCUCAUAAGGUACAUUCGAGUAGAUUUGCCGCUUAA
Molecule: messenger RNA, 2424 nt
Organism: Cylicocyclus nassatus
Lineage: Eukaryota; Metazoa; Nematoda; Chromadorea; Rhabditida; Strongylidae
Source: the annotation of a GenBank genome assembly